AUGCGCCAGACACUUCGAAGGUCCUGUGCUGCGUGCUCCAAGUCCAAGAUUAGCUGCGACCUUCGUACACCACGCUGCUCCCGCUGCACAAAACGUAAAAUUCAAUGCGACUAUGCAAAUCAACCCUGGGCGCCGCCGGUAGCACCCGGCACAGAGCCUGGCGCGUUAAUAAAAUCUGGUGAUGCGCCCAGCACUGUAAUGGACUGUUCUUUCGGCUCCCUGGACCCAUUCGACUCUUAUCCACAGACAAGGUUUCCUAGGGAACAAGUUCAACGCUUAAUAUAUGGCUUUCAGCUUACUGUUCUAGUUCUUCAUAAAAUUGCUUUUCAGUACUAUCCACUUGAUAUGAGCGCAACUUCCAAUCCUUUUUUGGUCUCUUGGUGGCCGCUUGCUCUUGGUGAUCCGGCCCUAUUUCAUGUUUCACUACAGACGGCAUGCCUUGAUGAAGAACUGCUGGCGCAAAAGGGAUUUCAAUCUUCUGAACUUCUUAUGGCUGAUUCGGUGGCUUUAUUAAGACGGAAAGUGGAGAACACAUCUUUAGCUGUACAAGAUGGUACUAUGAACUCUGUUAUCACAUUGGCAGCUAUCGAGUUUGGAAAAGGAAAUAUUGAUGUUAGUAAAGUCCAUGUUGAUGGAGUGAAAAAGUUGGUCGACAUGAGAGGUGGUAUAAAUUCAGUGAGACAAACUAGUCCGCUUACUGCGCGUAUGAUAAGUUGGGUAUCAAUGCUUAUCAUGGGCCACCCCCAAUUUAAUACACAAGAUGACGUGGGCUUUGGAGACGGCAUAUCUUGUAUUCCAGAAUGGCAAUUGGACACAACGGCCCUUGAUGAUUCAUCUAGAUUCAAUAGCAAUGAAGUCGACUAUGCCGUUUGGAAUGUCUUCAUACGUCUACGCAGCGUCCUACAACGAACACAACAAAUAUCCUUUUCACCCACUCACCUUCACGACCUCACAUGCUUUGUUAUACAUCGACUUCUGCUUUCUGUCCCAACCUCAGAUCAUCCUCAACAUUCGCCAAUCACCGAAUCUCUCCGCUACGCAAUAAUUAUAUUCAUGCUCAAAAUUCAAGGCCCAACUUAUUAUUCACAUGCAGUCAUAAUGAACACGAUGACCACCCGAUUUAUGGAAUCUUUUGAGCAGCUUGAAUCAAUACCUCGUGUGUAUGAUUCACUUGAUGUCUGGCUUGUUUCAGUGGGCCUUCUGAUCACUACGGGGUCAUCAAAUUAUACAUGGUUCAUCGAGAGAGCACAGGCUAUUUCGGCUUAUUUACAACUGAGCUGUUUCUAUGAUGCUCUUGGUCAUAUUCAAGAUAUUCUGUGGGUUGAACAGUCACAAGGCGAAGACAUGUUCCAAAGUCAUUGGAAUGCGGUAUUUGAUAUUGAGGGUAUACCUGACCUUUUGCGGCUCACACCCGAGUCCCUUCAACUCACAUUUUGCAUCUCCCCUAGCAGCACCAGUGCAAAGAUUUUAUGA
Messenger RNA from Penicillium angulare, 1473 nucleotides. Its product is annotated as Zn(II)2Cys6 transcription factor. The transcript has 4 exons. The record is from RefSeq and is a predicted model, not a curated record. The coding region runs from base 1 to 1473 and encodes 490 amino acids. Gene Ontology annotation, molecular function: zinc ion binding; DNA-binding transcription factor activity, RNA polymerase II-specific. Lineage: Eukaryota; Fungi; Ascomycota; Eurotiomycetes; Eurotiales; Aspergillaceae. Gene Ontology annotation, biological process: regulation of DNA-templated transcription.